CAGAGGAGGCCGGUGGGUUCGGACCGAGUUGGGCCUGGCCCAGUCCGCUGCCUCCCCCGCUCUCUCCAUCCGGCACCAGAGUAGAAGAAUACAUGUUUACUUUUAGCAUAGAAGAGCAUGUUCCCAAAUUCUUCCAACUUGGGUCGUCCACCCUUCUCUCCAGAGCACCAACAAUACAACUUCUUCAGUAAUCUUCCAGUGAAUAUACCUCCUGUUCUUCUUUAUCACCAGCAAAUUAUUGAUCAUCCACAAUUCCAAAGUUCAACAUCUCUGGUGAGUGGUAAUCUUUCAACUGUCCCUCCUGUUUCACCACCACCCUUCACCUAUAGAGAUGGCAGCCCGGUGCAUAUAUCAGCCACACCUGCAUCAUUCCGAGGCAGAAAGAGACUAAAAGAGCAAAAUGUUCCUUAUGAAGUGAAGCGCCAGCGAUUUCAUUCCCCUCAUCGUGAAUCCACUUCAGCUAGCCAAGCAGUGCCUUUACCAGAAGAUCACAGGCGUUCAUUCCCUGGAUCAAUUCCUUCGCCAUUACUUCAUGCACAUUAUAUCUCAGAUUUGACUGGAUGUGUGCCGCCCUUACAAGAUGCUUCAUUUCCUGACCCUAUAGAAACUGUACUCCCCGUGGCCAAAGAUAAGCUAAGUCAACAAGUACUGGAGCUAUUUCAGGCAUGUCAACAACAAACCUAUGACUUGAACAAAAAAGAGCUUUGCCGGACACAACUCCAAAGGGAAAUUCAGCAGAUCUUUCCAAAUAGUAGACUAUAUUUGGUUGGAUCCUCACUGAAUGGAUUUGGUACGCGUAGCAGUGAUGGUGAUUUGUGCCUAGUGGUUAAGGAGGAGCCAAUUAAUCAGAAGACUGAAGCAAGACAUAUACUCAGCUUACUCCAAAAACUCUUCUGUAGGAAACUUUCAAGCUACAUUGAGAGACCUCAACUGAUUCGAGCAAAAGUGCCAAUAGUAAAGUUCAGGGACAAAGUCAGCUGUGUGGAGUUUGACUUGAAUGUAAACAAUGUUGUAGGAAUAAGAAACACAUUCCUUCUCAGAACCUAUGCAUACAUUGAGAGUCGAGUUCGUCCAUUAGUGCUGGUCGUGAAGAAGUGGGCGAGCUUUCGGGGCAUAAAUGAUGCUAGUCGAGGCACUUUAAGCAGCUAUAGUCUUGUGUUGAUGGUUUUGCACUAUUUACAAACCCUACCUGAACCUAUCCUUCCAUCCCUCCAAAAAAAUUACCCAGAAUCUUUUGAUCCUACUAUGCAGCUGCACCUUGUGCACCAAGCCCCAUGCACCAUUCCUCCUUACCUUUCCAAAAAUGAAUCAACUCUUGGAGACCUCUUGCUGGGCUUCCUGAAAUAUUAUGCUACCGAAUUUGAUUGGAGCGGUCAGAUUAUUUCAGUUCGUGAAGCCAAAGCAAUUCCAAGGCCUGAUGGUAUCGAAUGGAGAAACAAGUUCAUUUGUGUAGAAGAACCUUUUGAUCGAACAAACACUGCUAGAGCAGUACAUGAAAAACAGAAGUUCGACAUAAUCCUAGAGGAAUUUCGAAAGUCAUGGCAAAGAUUGAGAGACAGGAGAGACUUGGCCUGUAUACUACCUUUAAGAGCAACUAUUCGGAAGAGAUAACUGGCUUCUAUCUCUGUGACUGAGACAUAAACCCCCAAAUGAAGUUUUGUCUCCUCUCUCUGCCCCUGUACUUUUUUUAUGCCCUAAGAGGAGCUUUUUCUUUCAAGCUUUUGUCAAGGAGACUUUUGCAAGAAUGAAGAAGAAAAUCCAACCUUUAUAAAAUUCAUUCAGACCAUUUGAAAGACUCGCUUUUUGAAACCACUUGAUUGGUGGCUAAUAAAGAGAGUGCUGUAAUACGAAUUUACAAAUCUGUUGGAGUUUAUUGAUUUAUUGUUGUAGUGGUGAGUCAACCACACUGAAUAUUAAGACAUGGGGAUGGUGAAUUAUGUCAUGUAUAACAGCCAGGCUGUAACCUUAAAGAACAGCACACAGGGCACAUUUCUUGAAGGGCAGCCUCUGCUUUGCAACUGCACUUUGCCUCUAUUUGGCUCUUUCCAGUUUUUAAUCUUCUUGUAAUUAGAAAUGGUGACUUCUUUGCAGAAAUAAUAAGCAGGUCCUAAAUAGUGCUGGUAUUCUGUCGUUUCUUUCACUGAGGUGUUAAACCCAUGUCUGGACUGUACCACUUCAGACUGCAGAGGGAGACUUGCAUGACUGAGUGCUCCUACAUAAGCCGCAGCUGCCCCUUGGACAUAGAAGGGUAGAUGCUGCAGAGAAGGAGUGAGUUGUACGAAGGAGCCACGUCUGCAGUCUGAAAUGGUAUAGCCUAAACACGAUUUAUUGCCUCAGUGCAAAUUGCUCAGCGCUAGGAAUUGUAAUAACAACUGGAAUUUUUAAGCAGCGUAGCUACUACAGGGCAGUCUGAUCGGUGGCAGGAUUGCACCACUUGUGACUUACCAGACUGAAUGUAGCCUACCGGGGUUUAAUGAAUCAUUUGUGCACCCUCCCUACCGGGGCUACAAAAAACACCAUGGGAUUAUGUGGGCUGUUUGGCUGGUGAGUGUGAGGCUGUGGAGAUCUGACGUGUGGCAAGCCACGCUCUGUAGUAAAAGCUUAAACAGUUUCAGGUCAAGAGGUGGUGUCACACGUCACACUGAAGCAGGUGGGGGAGGAAGCAGAAGCAAGAGUUGCCAUUCCUCCUACGUCAUUACUAGCGUAACCGACAAAAAACAUGUGCAGAGGUGGUACUGUUGCUUGCACAUCUUGCCUCUCCCCCCCCCCCACCUCUUAAGGCCA
Messenger RNA from Gekko japonicus, 2784 nucleotides. It is a transcript of the gene TENT2, whose product is annotated as PAP associated domain containing 4. The coding region runs from base 118 to 1611 and encodes 497 amino acids. The record is from RefSeq and is a predicted model, not a curated record. The transcript has 15 exons. Gene Ontology annotation, molecular function: poly(A) RNA polymerase activity. Gene Ontology annotation, cellular component: cytosol. Lineage: Eukaryota; Metazoa; Chordata; Lepidosauria; Squamata; Gekkonidae.